AUUAUUUGAUCCUUUGACCUGGUGUUGUUUGUACCUUUGAGCUGACGUGAUAUAUAGUCCUAAAAACAAAGCCACUGGAUCUGAAGUGAAAUUGAGUGACGCAUAAACAAACAAACAAACAAAAAAAAAUGAAUAAAAGUGGUUCUAUCUUGAGCAGAGAGUUAACAGAAAGUCGUUUGAACACAUAAAAUAUUCAAAUUACACAAUUUAAGGGUGGAUUCAUGGCUUGAGUUUUAAUGUAUUUUAAAAAGAAAACACCAUCAAUAAGUCACCCAAAGGUAGUAAUUGAACACAAAUGAUGCAUUAGUUUUAUCAUUUUCCAAUAAUCUUUAAUUAUACAUGCACAUUCAACGCUUUAAGCUUAAAUAUUAUAUUGUUCUUCAGUCUGUGUGUGUAUACAAAUUCACGCAUUACUGCAUGGUGCAGUUAUUUCCAAUACUGUGUGCAGGUCAAACUCUAAUUUUCUAAUCUAAUCUACUUUCAAUCAUUUUACUAAUAUUUCAAGUUUUGAUUCAGUUUCUAGUCAGCAUUUCAGUGACCUGUGUUGUUUUAUCAUUCUUUGCUUUUCUCGACGUCGCUGCUUUUAUGUUAAUGAGAUUUGGAGCCACCGUUUAUCACUAAACGGGGGUUAAGGGUGGUUCAGACGCAACGGCACACACAACUGUCAACGAGGUGGGAGGCGCGCUGUCGGAGUUUGGGGCCGGUCCUUGAACGCAGCGUGUUCCAGAGUACUAGUAGAGCGCUGAGUGACGGAGUCCUGCUCCACGGACACGAGAGCAGAGCAGAGCCGAGCAGGGCAGGGGUGGGGGGACAGACGGACGAGACGGACGAGACGGACAGCCAGCGUGCAGGAGGAUGGACUGCGUCCUCUGCGAUGUCCACUAAACGGGAUUAUAACCGCCCCGACAGCUCCUGAAAGCAGCAGCAGUAAUAGUAGUAGUAGUUGUAGUGGGAGAGUGGGGGGGAGCUCCGCCGCAUGUGCUCGUCUCUGUGCGCCUGGAAAACUUGGCUCUGCACCGGCCGCAAGAAAAGGAAAAGCGAGUCCCCCUCCUCUCCUUAAAGGAAAAAGGAAAAAAGAAAAGAGGAAAAAAGAAACCACGGGAAGCGACGAUAACUGCAGCCGCAAACGGACCCCGGGCUCAGGGUUUGACCUCCGGGACUCUCGGCAGCAACAAACCCGACCGACCUCUGCCUCCCCUCUCACAUCUCACAUGCCUGCGUUGAUGUGGUGGGAGAGAGGGAGGGGAGAUGUUUGAGCCACCUCGCUAAAACUCGCAGAGAUACCACGGGGGGGACAGAAGCGCGAGGAGAAGUUUUUAUUUAUUUUCGCCGGUGGAGUGGGUGGGAGGAGGGGGGGGUUUAAUCGAAGCAGGAGAGCAUCAUGGAGAGCCAAGCGGCCGAGCAGCCCUGCUACGAGGACGUGCGGAAGAGCGGCUACCUCCGCAAGCAGAAGUCCAUGCACCGGCGCUACUUCGUGCUCCGCGCCGCCUCAGAGCGCGGUCCGGCCCGCCUGGAGUACUAUGAGAGCGAGAAGAAAUUCCGCGGCAAGGCCCCCGUCCCGAAGAAAGUGGUGGCGCUGGAGACGUGCUUCAACAUCAACAAGCGGGCCGACUCCAAGAACAAGCACAUGAUCGUGCUCUACACCCGCGCCGAGAGUUUCGCCGUCGCCGCGGAGAACGACGCGGACCAGGACGAGUGGUACCAGGCCAUGGUGGAGCUGCAGUGCAAAAGUAAGAAUCCCACGGAAAAUGGAGCCGCGGGGGACUACGGAGUGCCAAAUCCUGGACCUGCAUUCAAAGAGGUGUGGCAGGUUAAAGUGUGGCCCAAAGGCCUGGGUCAGGCCAAGAACUUGGUUGGCAUCUACCGCCUUUGCCUGACUGACAAGACAGUAAACUUUGUGAAACUCAACUCUGAUGCCGCCGCUGUGGUGCUGCAGCUGAUGAAUGUGAGACGCUGCGGCCAUUCGGAAAACUUCUUUUUCGUUGAGGUGGGACGCUCCGCUGUGACAGGCCCGGGCGAGUUCUGGAUGCAGGUGGAUGAUUCAGUGGUGGCGCAAAACAUGCAUGAAACUUUGCUCGAGGCAAUGAAAGCACUGAGUGAGGAGUUCCGCCAGCGCAGCAAGUCUCAGUCGAGCUCUGGCCCCGGAGGAGGUGCUACCGCUUCUAACCCUAUCAGUGUUCCCUCGCGCCGCCACCACCCGAACCCUCCACCCAGUCAGGUCGGCUUCAUCCGCCGGCCUCGAACGGAGCCUCCUGGGGGGGCUAAUAAUGGAACGGCAGUCAACAGUGCCAGUGCUUCUCCCACACCUCGGCACAGUUUCCCGAGGUCACGCACUGCCAGUGAUGGAGGGAAAGGCGAAGAUGGGAUAACGGGGAACACGCCCCUCCAUGGUGUGAACUCCAGCCCAUCCACCAUUGGCUCCUGCUCCACCACACCAAUCCUCAGAUCAAAGUCGGCCCGUUCAGCCCCUACCACAGUAGCUAAAACUCCCCUCGGGUUGAUGCGCUCUAUUUCUACACCAGCACCCUCACCAGCCCCAAGUCUCUCCUCUAGCUCAGGGCAUGGCUCCGAGUUUGGAGGUGUAACAUCUCCUGCUGGUGCUGGUCCAGGGUCUGGUGCUUACAGUCGCGUCCCCUCUCAUCACGCCUCUGUCUCAGGUUCACCGAGCGACUAUGGCUCCUCGGACGAGUAUGGUUCUAGUCCUGGGGAUCACACGCUCCUACCCUCCCCAAGUCUACCUGGAAGCUCCGUUAGUAGUGUUGGCAGCCAGUCUCUUGGUGAGGAUGGAGCCAACUACAUUCUCAUGGGCCAACGUGGUGGCGGAGGAAACAGUAAUCAAUGUGGGUUGACAUCUAACUCAUUGCCCGCACCAGGAACGCCAGCCUGUAGUGCACAGCCCCAAAACAAGAGAGUCCUGCGCCGCUCCUCCAGCCGUGAAUGUGAAGCUGAACGUAGGCUGCUGAGCAAGCGGGCCUCCUUACCUCCCAUGGCCCUGGAAAGGCUGGCUCCUCGUCAGCGCAGAGCUGAGGAGCCAGCGGACGAAGACUCAGCCGAUUAUGCAAUCAUGUCAAGGAGCACCAGCCGAGAGUCCUUUACGUCCUCCUGCUCCUCCACACAGCGAGAGUCUUCAAUGGGUACUGGGUCAACAGGAGGAGGAGGAGGAGGGUACCUGGAUGUGGCAGGAGAGUUCAAAAUUGAAGCGGGUGGAGGAGCAGGUGGUGGUGUUGAUUUAGGUGUGGACAAUGGGUACAUGUCCAUGCUGCCAGGAGUCACUCAGCCUCCGCUGUCCAUACCCCAAUCCUUGGCCGUCUCUGUCCCUGACUCAGAUUCAAAACCUGCUGAUGACUACAUGGCCAUGACCCCCAACAAUAGCGUGUCUCCUCCUCAGCAAAUCCGACCACCAACUUCUGACGGCUAUAUGAUAAUGUCCCCCAAUAGCAGCUGCUCCCCUGACCAGCGUGGAGGUCUCUCCGGAGGGGCUUGGGUCGGCAGUGGCAGUGCAGACAGCAGGGCGGGCAGUGACUACAUGAACAUGUCUCCAAUUAGCGCACGUUCUGUAAAUGGUAGUCCUCCACCUCCAGAGCCUGCCUGCCAUUUAGAGACAAGUUCACAACAACAAGCCCCCAAGAUGGUGUAUUCUUACUAUUCCCUCCCCCGGUCGUACAAACAUAACCCUUCUGCUGGACAUUUUGACGACGGUCCUGGACGAGGCAGAAGGCCCAAUGGAAGUUGUAGUAGGGGAAUGGGUGGAGGUAGAACCAUUGGGGGGCGUCAGGAGCAACCACAAGCUGGCAAUGCAGCGGCUGGACGUCACCUUUCGCUCUCGUCGUCCUCGUACUCCUCUAGCUCGGCCAGCAGUGAGAGCCUUGGGGAGACUGAGGACCGGACUAGUCAAGUGUUGAGCAACAUGACUGGGGGAACUCAGCCCAAAGAUGGGACUAAACUCCAGCAGAGGCGAGGCUCUGGUGGUUUGUCCAAGCAGGGUAGCCAUACUAGAAGCAGACCAGUGAGCCUGUUUGUCGACGUAUCCAAAGCUAACACCCUCCCAAGGGUCCGUGAAAACCCCUUGCCCCCAGAACCUAAGAGCCCUGGGGAGUACGUAAGCAUUGAAUUCAAAGGGGAGAGGUACUGCCAGAAUGGGCUUGGAGGGGGGCGUGGCAGGGGUCUUAGGCAUGGCUUAUCAUUGCCCCACGGCUCAAGCAACCAGCCUUCUCAGCACAGGCCAACUUCUUGUGUGGGGAACUUUUUACCUCUCUCCCGUAGCCCCUCUGCCCCCAUCACUCCUCCAACCGCCUCGGAGUAUGUCAACAUGGACCUAGGUCCUUCCCCAUCCCCUUCGCCCCUCUCCCUUACCCCGCUCGUUUUCCCCUCUUUUAACACACCCCCCACGCCUCCAACUCUUGCUCAUGCGCCUAAAGCCUGUAAUCACGCUACUACUGGCCCUCGUGAAGAGGGGGCUGAAGUAGCCGAGGCCCCACUAAGGAAAAGCAGAGAAAGUGUUCCAUCUGUGUCCGAGUCCCCCACAUCCUGUGGAGAUUACACAGAGAUGGCGUUCAGCUUGAAUAGCAACACCGUCCCUCGGUCAUCAUCCAGUGUCUCCCCCAAAGUCCCGUCUCCCACCAGGACUGAUCAAGUGCUGUCAAGGGGCUUAGACUUCCCUCUAACGAAAUCAGGACCCAAUCCAGACCAGGGUGCUAAAGUUAUUCGGGCUGAUCCCCAAGGACGCAGACGGCACUGCUCGGAAACGUUUCUCGCUUCGCCUUCCCUCCCCACCUCUACCUCUACUUCCUCUUCAACUGCCUCCCUCUUUCCAGAGCACACCCAAGCCGUGGCCCGCCGUCUGGGCUUCGAAAACAUGCUCUGGGGGAAUGGUGCUGUGACUGAUUCCCCUACUCAAUUCCCCCUCCCCGGGCAGCAGUCGCUUCCCACGAACACUCAGACUUUGUCCACAGAGCAAGGCCUUAACUACAUAGACUUGGACUUGGCCAGCAAAGAGAGUCCUCAUCUGGGCCUGGAUGGGCCGUCAGGAAGCCAGGGCCCAUCUCGCCUCUUUUCUGUACUAAAUGCAGGUCCGGGCGUCGGGGGAGUAGGCGCAGCAGUCGGCAGUAGCAACAGCUCAAGCCUCAACACGUAUGCCAGCAUUGACUUCUACAAAUCAGAGGAGUUGCGGACGCAUCAAAAUGGAAACAAGGAGGGAACAGAGUGCUGAUGUCAGUGCGUCGUCCUUGGGGAAACAAUCUGGUACCACUCAGAGAUCUUCAAGGCUCCGCCUGCUCCUCCUGUGACAGCCAAUCACGUCGAGGGAGCGGCCGGAUCGGAUGUGGGCCUGUAGCACUUUGACAGAGACUGAUGGAAAACGUUUUUUUUUUUCUUUUUCCUUUCCUUUUUUUUUUUUUCAGUUCGCUUUCAUCUACUUGGUUGUGGAAACCAACAGGGAUGUGUGCCAAAUGACAUUCUUAAAAAGACAUGAGUUGCUCUCAUUCCUUGAGUGAAAGCAAAUCAGAGAAAGGUGCAAAAAUGGAGAAUGGUGAGGUUUAUUUUUUGUUUCUAAUUGGAAAAAAAAAGAAAAAAAUAACUAAUCAUAAGGAGCUCAAAGGUGUCUGAUGGGGGAAGUAUAUAUAUAUAUAUAUACAUAGAAUUAUAUAUCUGCUCAAAAAGUGCCUCAUUUUCAGAUUGUAGCCAUUUUACAAACAACUGAAGCUUUGGGUUGUAUUUUUGUGCUUGAUUUGAUGUAGUUAAGUAAAAAAAAAGAAGCAGAAACUAAAAAGUGGGGCCACGUUCAUGUCCUAUAGGAUGAAAGUUUGCGGUGAUGCGGGUGACACUUGGAGUUGGUUGUGUGACGGUGGAAAUACUGUGUAUGGUCAAUACAAUAGACUAAAGAGUUGUUGCUUUGUUUUCCUUUAUUUGUGGCACCUGCGUCUGUCUGGAUUAUAGACACUAAUAUAUAGAGCCACAUAGUCUCACUCGCCAAUUCAUUAGGUACACCAGUUAAAACGAAUACACUCUAAUUCAACAGCCUUGCUCUAAAUCUUAGCUUCAUAAAUGUUGUGGUAUUCAGCUUUAGUCUGAAAUAAUGGAAAGCAUUUUGGAGGUUGUGGUGCUAUUGUAUUGUGUUUAAUUAAAUCCAGGUUAAAUGUACCACAAUCUACAUCCUCCUUACAUAUAAACUGAACAUUUUAACAGUCAUGAAGGGUUAUUUAGUGCAGGACUGUACCAUUAGAAUACAUUUGUUUUCACUGGUGUACCUAAUGAUUUGGCAAGCGAGUUGACACUUUCCGAUUAAGAAUAACGUCAUUGAAGCUGAGUUUACAAGUGAAGAACUUGUAAUCAAUCCUACACGACAUGAACGUGGCAUAUUUGCUAAAUUUAAUCAUGAUAACGGUACUAGCAAGCUGCUAGCCUUCGUUUCUACUGUGAGAAAUAUUAGCAUAGCUGCUAUUAGCUUUCUGGUCAGUGUUGUUUUCCUCCUUUUCUCUUUCACUUGACUUUGUAUCUCUCCACUUAACUUUCGUCAUUCAACGAGCCAUAAACGAAAGUACUGAACACGUAUGCUUGAGACAAAAGGCACUUGUAGCAGGGAAUGCAGUAGCGUGUUGGCUAGCUAAAGCCAGGUAGAUCAGAUUAACGUAUUAGCAUCGUGCCAGGACGUAAAUUCACCGUCCUGCUGACAACAGCUCAGGGUUAUUCCCCUGAUAUAGAGCCAGGCGAUCCCAUUAGUGCUAUUAGCUUCAGACACUUAAGCCCUUUCAUCUCAGGAUGCUAUAUAACCCUCCCUACACACAGCUGAGGACCCUAUCAAUAGCCAUGCUAAUGCUAGCUUUGUAGCGGUCAGCAGCACACUGCUUUUAGCACCUGGAAGGGGGUCAGUUCUCACUUCAGUUCUGUCAGCAACAAAUAAAUCAAACCGCUUAUUUGUUCUCAGCUAUUUUCUACAAUACCAAACAUUUUAAGAAUUUUUUUUUGUUUUCAUUUUCUUCUAUCUCCUUUCUGUCCUUUGCGCUUACUCUAAUCUUCGCUAUGCAUCAGCACUUAAGUGCCUGUCUGUCUUAUUUGUCUCUGCCCCAUCUUAGCAGCUAGCACUAAUACACUUGUCCUAGCAGAAUACAUCGAGACUAUUUUUGUGUGUAUUUUUGUUUUUUCUCUUUUGGCUGUACAGUUCCCGUAAAAAAAGACUUUUUGUCCGUUUGUUCGGCGCGGCAACGAUCUCGGGCUUGACUGACGGCAGUGGCCCUAAUCUGAGGUGUUAUGGAGGACUUAAUCGUUGCAGGGCCGCCAGUGCCAAAACAAACAACAACAACAAAAAAAAAAAACUGACUGAGUUGGUUGUUUCUCUCCGACCUCACCUCAAGAAGCAACUUGUCUGGACGCUUUGUUUUGUUUUGAACUCGUAAUCUUUUGUGUUCCCCUAUUGUUUUCUUUUGCGGCGGGAGCGAAAGGACUGUGACACAUCCCGCCUCGCAGGCCACUUUCUCCCGGAGAUAAAGGUCAUCGUGAAGACUUGGGUAUGCUUUAACCUUGAAUCUGCCUGUGAUUCUUGACCGGAGGAUUAAAAACAAAUGCAUGAAGAGAAAGGACGGGCCACAGUGAAAACCAACACAACCUGAUGUCUCAAGGAAAAAAAAAAAAAACAACAAAAAAAAAAAAAAAAACAUGUGUAUCUGUGUAGCUGCAAAUUG
Messenger RNA from Mugil cephalus (flathead mullet), 7676 nucleotides. RefSeq names its product insulin receptor substrate 1-B. Bases 1382 to 5209 code for a protein of 1275 amino acids. Lineage: Eukaryota; Metazoa; Chordata; Actinopteri; Mugiliformes; Mugilidae. Gene Ontology annotation, cellular component: cytosol; plasma membrane. The record is from RefSeq and is a predicted model, not a curated record. Gene Ontology annotation, biological process: insulin receptor signaling pathway. Gene Ontology annotation, molecular function: phosphatidylinositol 3-kinase binding; insulin receptor binding. The transcript has 4 exons.